This is a messenger RNA of Misgurnus anguillicaudatus (oriental weatherfish), 1362 nucleotides long. The record is from RefSeq and is a predicted model, not a curated record. NCBI's taxonomy places the organism in Eukaryota, Metazoa, Chordata, Actinopteri, Cypriniformes, Cobitidae.
AUGACAGGAUAUGAAUUGAGUCCAUGGUGGAGGUUGGAUCUCUUGGAUUAUUAUAGGAUUAGUACAGUAGUCAUCACUGCUAGAUCAGAUGGUGCUCCUCAGCAAACCAAUGGAGCAGAGAUUCGUAUUGGAAACUCCACUGUAAACAAUGGAACCAACAAUCCCAGAUGUGCUGUAACUUCAGGUUUUCAACUUGGUCAAACUAUCAGUUACUCAUGUGGUGUAAUGGUGGGACGUUAUAUAACUCUGGUCAUGACUGGACAUAGAUAUACUCUCUCUCUCUGUGAGGUUGAGGUCUAUGAUACAGAGAAUAUAGCACGUAAAGGAACGGUUAUACAGCCAUCAACAUUUUACCCUAGGGUAGCUGAAAACGCCAUAGAUGGAAUAAGAUAUGGAUCAGUUGAAGCCUAUUGCUCCACAACCGGACUUGAAGCUACACCAUGGUGGAGGUUGGAUCUCCUGGAUUAUUAUACUAGUACAAUAAUCAUCACUGCUAGAUCAGAUGCUUAUUUUGGUGAAACCAAUGGAGCAGAGAUUCGGAUUGGAGACUCACUGGAAAACAAUGGAAACAACAAUCCCAGAUGUGCUGUAGUAUCUGGUCUUACUGCCAGUGCCAGUACCUUCAGUUAUUCGUGUGAUGGAAUGGAGGGACGUUAUGUGAAUGUGAUCCUACCUGGAACUGGUUAUCUCACUCUGUGUGAGAUGGAGGUCUAUGGAAAACGUGUUUUAAGAAAAAGCAUUUUGAGACUGAAAUUUCUCUCCCGUGUUGAUGCAGCGGCUCUGAGCGACAAAAUCCUCUCUCAGGAGCAGCUAAGGGCAGACAGCGUGUGUGCCGAAGUGAUGAAAUACUGCAUCAAAGGCUGGCCAGACCGCAGUAGAUUGGAUGCUCUGGUAGACCCUACUGGACUGAAAGAGCUGUUCUCAGCACUCACAAUGGGCUGUUAUUGCGGGGUACUAGACUGGUAUGUGGAGGUGGCCCAGCUGGGGCCGAUGAGAAGUGCAGAUGUGGUAAAUCACCUCAAGUCAAUUUUCGCCAGGCACGGAAUACCAGAGAUUCUAGUCACAGACAACGGGCCUCAGUUCACGGGGGCUCACAUGACUGCUAUCGCCUCUGAGUAUGAGUUUGAGCAUGUAACGAGCAGCCCAAGAUACCCACAGAGCAACAGUGAGGCCGUUCAAACCAUCAAAAACCUGCUGAAGAAAGCAACUGACCCGUAUCGUGCGCUGCUAGCUUACACGAACACUCCUUUGGGCAAUGGCUUCAGUCCGGCUCAACUGCUCAUGGGGCGCUGCCUGCGCACAACUUUGCCAGUUCACCCGGUGGUGUUGGAGCUAGCCAUCCCAGACCUAGAGAAAAGAUAG